AUGUUUUCCGCGCUUCGCUUCGCCACGGAUCGAGGCUUUUCGUGCGCGACAUCGCUGGUCGUCGAGUUAUUGACCGUCUUCUGCACGAUAGAGACAGGAAGGAUCUCAUUGUUCUUGGUAGGGUUAAUUCUUUUUUACUUUCGUGUCUUGAAAGUUCGCUCCAUUAAACUAACCUGGUAAGAUUCAAUCUAUUGAUCUAUAGACCCGCCUAUUCAAGCGCGCCGGUCGUGUUAAGGUAGUUGAGAAAGACUUUUCGGUCAUAAAAUGGAAGAUUGUGAUAUUUCCGAAGUGCGAAUUAUCUUGUUACCUCAAGAGAAAGGCUCUAAACAAAUUGCAACGAAAAAAAAAUUCAAUUUUUCGGACUUCGAAACAGAUGACGCAAUAUUGACCGGCCAGUGGUUUUAGCUCUUCAUCAAAAAUGCGUGUCUAAGAAAAAAAUAAUUGUAUUUCAUUCAGAAAAAAAUAAUAAUGAGUAACCCGGAAUUUUCUUUAUCAUGCAUUUUUUUUUCGUUUCCAAAAAAGCUAAUUUUAAAUUGAUAAGUUUUCAUUAGUAAUGAUUCUUUUCCGAAAUUUCAGGCAAAUAUAUCAUCCUGCAGGGCAUUUGCGCAGAAGUCGUUGAAAACACUUCUUCGGAAUCUUUUCUGCGGGAAACAUUGCCACCAAAUUUGCUAGCAUACUGUGGUUUGAAAAGUCGCUGAUUUUUGAAGGCCCAGUCUGAUUUCUGUAACCUUUUUCUUUUUUUAUUGUUAUCUUGUUAAAUUUAUAGCUCGAAAAUUUCACACAAAGUGAAAUUAAAUGUAGUAUAUAUAUUUUCUCAUAGCCUCAUCGAACUUUUUUUUCGUGUACGAGGUGAAGAGGUAAUUCAUUUACCCAGAAAAUUAUGGAUUCGAUUCGUAUUUUGCAAAGUGUACCCAUGUCAACAUGACCUUCUCUGUGAAUGAUUAUGACAAUACACGCAUAAAAUUGUUUUCACCUUUGCCAUGUCAACACGGUACUGUUCUUUCUUAUUUGCGUCUCAGAUUGACUAGCUCUAUUCAUCAAAAUGGCGAUCAGAGACGUUUGAAGCUGUUAUAAAGAGAAAGAUGUGCUUUAAAAAAAAAGAACCUCAAAAUUUAGCGGUUCGAUUUACGAUACCCUUUGUUACCGCAAGCACCGCCUCAUUACGUCGGAUGCAUUUUAUUUGACGAGCUUAUGGUCAACGAUCGUUUUAUUUCAUUUUUUUUUAUGGCGUGUUCUUUUGGAGAAACGGAACAUGCUUCAAAACGAAAAAUCGUGUUCAUCGGCGCGCCAAAGUUGCUCCAAAACAGUACUAAUUUUUGUUUUGGAGCAAUUUUUUUGCGUUUCGAAGCGAUUUUUGUUUUGUCCGAUGAACACACCAUUAAAGUUUUGUGGCGUGUUCAUCGGAUAAACAGGAAACGAGAAAAUUCAUUGAGUAAUUGCUUUGAAAACUGUUUUGGACGUUCGUCAGACGAUAAGUCGAGUUUGUUUAUUAUAAUGUUGUAGUUUAUAGGCUAAGGCGUAUCAACUCUUUUUGGGGGACGAGGAAGAUGAAAAAAGAAGCUGAUAAUUGCUUUUGCUUAAUGCCGUUACGAUCUAGGAAACAGCAUUGAAGUUUGAUCUUUAAUUUUUUAUGAAAUUUGGUUUUUUCAUUCAGCUCGACGGUUUUUGUGCAAUCGUCAAUUCCAUCUAAUAUGUUAAGGUGCAUCUGCUGGGAAGGGGUGAUUUCAAGGAUUCCGAUCGUCUUUGGUGAUAAACUGACUUAUUUUUCGAAAAUUUCUUGCUCUACAGUUCGUGCUCUUCUUUUGCUUCUUUUCUUUAAAAAGGGAACGAGAGAUUUCUUCCGCACGCUGCAUGGUUCACGAUUUUUCGAUUUUCUGCAAGAAGCACCAUCUUGGCCACGAUUUCACGCUUGAUAAGAGCUUCCCCCGCGUUAUCACUUCUUGAAGCCUCUUGAUUAAUAUUUUGCGUGGGUGUUUAUUACUCAUUUUAAUUUUCGGGCAAUCUUCACGCUUCAGGACAUCCGCGCCAAAGGUGUCGAAAACACAUAUUCGGCAGAAUUUCUGUGGGCAACCCUGCCAAAAAUUUUGCGAGGGUAUCGCUUCCAGAAAUCGGAGCUCUAUUUAUUUUUUUAAUCGAGUUUAUUACAUUUAAUUACUCCGUUACUUGUUGCACCUCUACUUGUUCCCGUUCGUGUCCCAUUUCUGUAUAGAGUCAUGAAAGUUUAAUUUUGCCAUUGUCUGCGAUUUUUCCCCAUGAUUUACUUCCUUCCUUGUGAAUUCAAUUAAACUUUUGAAGCUUAUCAGACUUACCGGAAUGAAGAUAUUAUCAGAGUAUUUCUUUUCGAACUUGAAAAUUCUUGUUUAUUUACAAAGUGGAAUAUUUGUUUUUAAAAAAUGAUUUUUUCAAUGAAAUUUUUCUUUUACCCUUUUUUUAAAAAUUUUUUUAGCGCGUCGUAUUGAUUCUUGAAAAAUACCUGUUCUUUCCUCGUUUUUCAAAUUUCAGACGUAAAACUUAUUUAAAAAAAUCUUACAGUUAAUGUUUCACGAUAUAUUUCAUUCAAGUUAAUUUUUUGGCUAAAAUCAUUGCAUAAAUGGUUUAAAAAAAGCAUAUAAUAUAUGUUGCUAUGUUAUUUUGGCCAGAGAAGACUUCUGCGGGGCCGAGAAAUGAUUUUUUGAGCGAAUAAUUUAUUUUUCAGAGGUUCUGCAAGAAGAAGAAAUUUACCAGCAGAGCUUCUCUAAAGCAAAAGUAGAUUUUCAAGAAUUUAUUCGUUUGUUUGGAUGUCAUGAAGGUAAGUUUUUUUUUUCAAUUUUGUUCAAAAAUAUGCCUCUGAUCUGCCACUCGGACAUUGGUGACGCAAACGGAAGGGUUCCGGACGUUUCUGAGAAAUUCUAGGGAUCACUUGAAAGCUCUGAGGCUACUAAAGUGGUCACUAGAAAUGCCCAGAAACUUCUGAGCACGCCUAAAAAAAACUAAAUGUGGAAAUCAGUGUCAUUUUUUUGAUUAUCAAAAUACUUGAAGAGCUGGAAAGAGUUACAGAAGACAUAAUGGUGAACUAUCAGUCGUUCCAAUCAUUGAUAUAUGAUUUCACCAAAAGCAACGAUUUGCAAGGAAUCAAGGUAAAAUUUAUUUUGUUUGAAAAUCCCUGCUAGAGUUUUUGAAAUACUUGUACAUAGUUAAAACGGAAAAAGUUCCUUUGAGGAUCCUUCUAAAAUGACGUGAAAACGCUUUUCAGCUUCUUUUUCAUAUCCUCAGCGGAUAAUUUUUGAAUCCGCUCGAAUCUUUUUAGUUGCUUUCCAGCAGCCUUUUUUGUUAAAAGAUGUGAAAAAGAUACAAAAUAUAUAUUUUAAAAAAAUCUGCUUGGAAGCCUUUCAAGGUUUUUUUUUAGAAAAGCUUUUGGGUGGCUUUUCAGUUUUGACCGAAACUUCUUAUGACAGUUUUUUGGAACUUAUAAACAUUCCAGAAAGGAAAAUUAAACCUAAUCAUACCAAAAAUUUGAAGUCGGCCACACAAAAUGAGUCGGAGAGUUUCAUUGCGACCGCCCUGAAUCUCCCAAGUCAUUGGAUUCCUUUGGUGGAAGCAUGUAGAGAGGGACUUGUAGAUAUCGUGCGUUUUUUGGUGAGUCCUGUCCGAUUUCAACUGCUCAUCAAAUAUUUUGAGGUCCAAUUGGGCGCCGAUCCCGAAGUUCACGCCGCAGGAUUCACGAUGAACCAAAAUGACGACGGUUCAAAAAACCAAUUCGAAGUUUAGUCCAUAAAACUGCGAUUUUCAGUGUGGAGCUCAUCGGAAUCACCUCUGGAAUUGGCGAUCAGACGAGUCGGAUCGAAAGAUCUCACUGAUAUCUCUGAUAUCCGGACUCAAGACGAUUUCAUGGUUAUUUACCGAAAAAUUGCAUUUUAGGAUUUAUGAACGUUUCUGUGACCUAUUGCUGAUUAGUGAACAAACAAGGCUUUUUAGAAAUCAUAAUAUUUCUUCUUAUUGUUAUAAUAUAGGAUUGUUUUUUAUGUUUUGAAUCAAAGUUUUGCGGCAGACUUCCACUGCACUUUUUAUCACCAGGAAAUUAUCAAUGGACUUGUUCGAAAACGCGAGAAAAAGGCUUCCAAAACAAGACAUGGACUGUUUCGGAGCAAUUUCGAAACGGAGCAUUUUUAGGAAUGGAAAAAAAUUACUCUCUUGUUGUUUGUGAAGGAUUUAUCUCUCGAAGUUACAGAGUAGUCACGUCUCAAUAAAUUAGGGAUUUUUAGUGACCACUUUAGUAGCGUCAGCACUCUUAAGUGAUCCCUAGAAAUGCUCAGAAACGUCCGGAGCGCACCCGGUUUUCGUUCCGAAUGGAUAGCGGGUUAAAAAAUGAAUAUUUCUCUAGCUUCUCCUAUUUUUCCGCAUCAGACGUGUCAGCGCAUUUUUAGUCACAACUUUAGUAGCUUUAGCGCUCUUAAGUGAUCCCUAGAACCGUCCAGGAUCAUCCGGUUCUCUUUAGUGAGGUACGAGAAUAAAUUUCGUUAUUCACUAGUUGACUAUGGGGCACAAAAACGCAGUCGCAUUUCUUUUCGAGCGUUUCUAUUUCAUAAUGAAAAGCAAGUUCGCUUCCAGAUAAUCCGAAUCCUUGUAGAGGAGGGUAAAGUCGACUUGAGAAAGCUCCUCGGAUCGCAACCGCCUCUUUUCCUCGCUCUCGAAUUUUGUAAUCUUGAACUGGGUAGCUAGAAAAAAUUGCUGGAACUAUCUGAUGUGUCAUUUGUAGCUAAAUACCUCUGCGAACAUGGGGCAAGCGUUCAGGAUCGGAAUUCUGAAGGAAUGACCUGCUUGAUGAUGUCUGAUUGUUACAAAUCACCCAAAUCAGUAUAAAUCUUGAUUUCUUUAUUGUCUUCCGUAAUGAGAAUUUUUCAGCGGGAACUUUUCAACUUUUUUGUGGAGCAAGGCCUUUCAGUCGACGCCGUCACUAUUAGGGGUGAAUAGAAAUUAUUUUCACCUUUUUAAUUAUUUUCAUCCGAUUUUUAAUCUAGUUUUUUUUCGAAAACUUCUAGGAAUGGUGUGCUUUUUAACAAAAUUGAAGUUUUAUUAUGGGGUUGAUUUUUUUAACCUAACUAGGAAGCGUUUUCUAUCCCUCGGUUGAACUUUCGGUGAAACUUUGCUGAAGUUUACUCUAGGACCCCCCAGAUUGCAGACAAGAGAACAUUUUCUCGGACAUGGUUUUUUUUUCCGAGUUCCGGGAAAAUUUUUAGUGGCCACUUAAGGGGUUAAAAAUUAGUGGCUACUAUAGGGAUCAAUGGAUCAACAUAACUGGUCCAAUCUGUUUUGAAAUGGUCAUAGUUACUGGAAGGAAUACUGGAUGAAAAAAAACUACUGAAGUGGCCACUAAAUAGAAAACCUUUAUAGUGGCCACUGAAACGGAAAAUAGUUGCCACUAUAGAGGUGGGUUUAGUGGCCAUUAUAGAGUCCUCUUCAAGUAGUCUAUGGCGACCCUCUAUAGUGGCCACUAAAAAUUUUCCUAGUAUGAAGCUUCAUGAUCCGUAAAAUAGGACAAAAAAGCGGUAUGGGUAAAAAACGAUUUCUAAUAAACCUAAAUGGCGCAGAAAAAAGUCUGCAUCCAACUUACUGUAAACCUAUCCAAAAAUAAUAAUAAUUCAGAAAAAACGGCGGUUCAAAUCGCUGUGCACCAGGCGAAUCCGUUCCUGGUGAAGUUGCUGACAGCCGAGGGCGCCAAGUUAACUUGUUGCGAAAACGGAGAUCCUCUCCUCUUCAGGGUCGCCCCCGUGUUCGAAAACCCCGAGGCACAACCUCUCUUUUGCGAUUAUUCAUAAUUAUUGUUCCAGACGGAGAUCUUCGAUCACUUGUUCGAAUACGUCAAAGAUGAAACCCAGAAAAAGGACGCCAUGUUACUCAGAGCCGCCACAAGAAUUUUACGUCAAUAUGAUGAAUUUGCCAGGGAAGAGUUGGAAUAUGCGUUCGAGUACGCUUACGGUCAAGAUCGAGUUUGUUAACACAGAAGAUAUAUUUUUAUUCCGCCUUUCCAGGAUUAUAACUUGGAAAAAGAAGACGUCGUGCCCAAUCCUGCCUACGAUUCACUACGGGAAGCCCGUUCCUACAGAGAAUUCCAAGCGGCCGAAGAUAAGAAAAGAUUCACCAUUUUGCAAGUGAGUGAAUGAAACUAUUAACUCUGAUUUUUCCCCAAUUUCAGUGCUUCAUCAUCCGCGAAAGGAUUCUCGGCCAGAAUCAUCCGCAUGUUCGCCAUGAACUCUUUGAAUAUAUCCAAAAUGAAAGCUAUGAAACGGCUUUGGAUAUUCAGUCAGUCGAGAACAGGAAACACGUUUUUAUCCGUAAAGUGUCGUGUGUCGUGUGCAUACACUGCGCCGCUUUCGCGCAGAAAAUUGCGUUUACGCAGGGAUUUGUCUUAAAGACCUCUGGCAAUACGGCGGCCUGCGCCUUUAAUAUGCCCUGUUAUUUACGCUUUUAUAGCUGGAAUCUCUGCCGUUCUCAUGCCACGUGAGAACGGUGGAUAUUUUGGCUCCGCCCACCGUGUUUUUGGUUUCGCAUUUUCUUCCACUAAAAAAACGCAGUAAAAAAAAAAUUGAAAUUUGAAAGAAACAAAAAUAAAGCGAAAAUUCGAAAAAUAUCGAUACGUGCUGUCCAUAGAGCGACUUUACUACAAAAAGCCCUUCCCAGGGUUGUGCGUCAGGCCGAGCGGCCCGGGCUUUGGGCCUCAUUUUUCAAAAAAAGCCCACGUGGGCUCGGGCCGGGCCGGGCUUCAAAAAAAUUUAAAAAUUUCAUUUAAAAAAAUUUUUCACCGAAAUGUGACUUUUACUUCUGAAAUCAUAGUUUUUUUGUUAAACUUUAAUAGAAAAAAAGCCAAAACGUAAUUUUUUUGUCGUAAAAAAACUUGAUAUCCGACUAGAAAAAAAUUGCGCGAUUCGGGCCGGGCGGGCCAUUUUUUCUUGAGGCCCGCUAAGGCCGGGCCGGGCCGGGCUUACGAAAUGGUCGGGGGGCCGGGAGGGUGACGGGCCGGCCCUCGCACAAGCCUGGCCCUUCCAGAGGGAACUCAAACUUUCCUCUCUCCGACUUUAAAUUAUUUUUCUGCAAAACUAGGAAGUCUCAAGUUUAAUGUUCGACAUGCGAGAAAGAACUCUACAAAAAUCGCAUUUUAUCUUCAAACCCAUUUUUUAAUACUCCUAGGCCUUCAAAUACGAAAUAUAAAAGCUUUCUAGGGUCUUUGAAAAAGAGAACGAAGGAAAAAUAACAAAAAACCCUGAUUAAAAACCCUGAUUAGUAUUUUUCUGAUUUCAGGGAUAAUCCCAUCCGAUGCUACAUGCUUUCUCUAUACAAAAGGUGAAAUCAGAUGGAUUCUCAACCUCCAUUUUUUGUUUCCAGAUACGAGAGGCCGUCCUCUGGCGUUUACGCUCAACAAGUUGGAUACCUGAUUGCCUUGCUUCGGGAAAGGAUACUAUUUUUGGACGGGGAACGCCGUGCCGCUGCGAAUCUCGUCUUUUUCGUCUUCGAUCAGAUCUGCCAAAUGUUGAUUGUUCGUCUUCUGGCUAUCUAUAACUUAGAAGAGAACAUUUUGUCUUAAGGAGAGCGAGAGACCUUUCAAGGAAGUUUAUCCGGCGAAAUGGAGCAUGAAUUUGUGUGAGGCCGCUGCGAGGCUCAUCUCUAUGGUAUACUUACCAGAGUAGUCCCAUAGGGCAAUCUUAGGGACCACUUCACUAACCCCUAUACAGCUUGCAAGAGUCGUCCCUAUAGGCGUUUUAGUUAGUGGCCACUUUAGGGGACAUGCUAGUCGAUAAUUGUUAUGAACUCUAAGCGAAGAAGGAAAAACUGAAUAAAAAAGCGUUUUUUGAAUGCAGUUGAAAAACCCUAUAGAGUCCACUUGAGUUUUAGGGGCUCGGAAUUCGGGCCCUAAACCCCUAUAGAGGCCAGCUUAAUUUUACCUCUACAGGGACCACUUUUCGCGCCCCUGUAGGAUUAUGUUUUCUGCCCUAACCCUAUGGGAACAACUCUGGAAUUAAGUAGUUCGUUCGGCGCAACUUAAAGGAGCCUGAUUUCUCUACACCCUCUCAUUCUCCGUUUUUAAGUGAUCUUUUCAUCUCUCUAUAGUCUUGCCGGUGAGAAAAAAGAUACACAGAUAGGUUAGAUUGUUUUGAAAUGUAUCGAAGGGUAUAUUCAAUUCAAACUUAAUGGCACAUCAUAUGUUAUCAAUAAUCUUAUAUUUAUGGUUAUCUUACAUAAAGGAGAAUAUUUUUUUGAACAACAUUAGAAAUUUAAGAGUGAUCCCUAUAGAAGUUAAGAGUAGUCCCUAUAGGGGUCUUUCAACUUUUAUUCAAAAAACGCUUAUUUAUUCAGUUUUCGGCUUCUCCGCAUAGAGUUCAUAAAAUUGUCGACUAGCAUGUCCCCUAUAGGGACCACUAACUAAAUGCUUUAAAGGGACCACUUUCGCGAGCUUUAGUGGCCCCCAUAAACGCUAAAGUUGCCCCUAUAGGAAUCAACUUGGAGAUUCUAAGACAGAAGAAGAAAAAAGUGCAGUGCAUUUUUUCUUUAGAUCAAGCAAAAAAGAAAAUUUAAUUUUUUGCGCCGAAACUCAAAUUUUUAGUUUUCGUUUUCAAUUUGCUUUUCUUCAGAAGUAGAAAUCUUUGUACUUCAACAAUUUGACGCAUAUUCUUACAAGAUGGCACUUUUAUCUAAUCCCUCCUUUGCGAAACGUCUGAAGAUUUUCUUUCUAGGUCAGGAAUUUUGGUUAUUCGGACGACACUGAACUGAUUAUUCGUUUUAGCGUUGUUGUAAGUGUUUGCAAACCUUGAGAUUUAUAAAUUUCUAAAAUUUAGAUUCGCCGUUUCGCCAAGAUCGUGACGCUUCGACGAGUUCCACUUUUCCACUUCGAAGUGUUUUACAUGUAUGGUUCGAGAAAAAUGUUAAACUUAUUCUAAGUUAAAGAGAAAAAGCCCGGAGCUCCAGGGUGGAAAAGACGAGUGAUCCUUAGAGAAUCGGGAGGGUUCACUAAAGUGGAUUUUUAUUCUGUUUUUGUGCGUCAGACCUUGCGGACCGGGCUAUAGGCCUCAUUUUUGAGAAAAAAACCUGCGCGGACUCGGGCCAGACCAGGCUUCGAAAAAUAUUUUGAAUCAAAAAUCACGGGAAGUAUAUUUGUACUUGAUCUCUGUGGAACGCGAAAUUGAAAAAAUAAGCAAAAACAUGACUUUUUUCGUGAAAAACAUCAUAUUCGACUUGAUAAAACUUUGACCUCCGGGCCGGACUUACCAGAAAACGGCCAGCGGGCUGGCCCUUUAGUGUCUACUCUGUCGGUCCCCAACGACUUCAGAAAAAUUGAACAGAAUGAUCUAUCCAUUUCUCCUUAGGAAACCUCGACUGAUCAGUGUCUUCGUCGAUGCUGGCGCCAACAUCAACGAACUGGAUGCAGAAGGAAGUACCGCAUUGGCCAAAUAUCUUGACGAGAAGGAUAAAAAAACUCUUUUGAGAAAUGCUUCAGAUAAACAGUUACUCCUCCUCACACAUUCCCAUGAAAAGUAUAAUAUUCCAGUUUCAACCGCGUGGUCAAGGCUUACCUUCGCGAUGGGGCGCGGAUGUUCGUUUGCACCAAGAAUAACGGCAAUAUUUUCGGCGAUUUGCAAUGUGUGUCCAACUUAAGUAAAUUGCAUCUCGGUAAUGUCACGGUGUAAUUUCAUAAAAAGUUCAAAUUCCAGGAAAAUUCAUCACGCUCAAGGAUAUGGCGGCGGCGGCGGUCGAAGCCAACUUUUCUGGAAAUUACUUGAAAAAAGUCCUGCCCCAGAGUCUUUGCGAAUAUAUCGGUCUACGUGGAAAAGAUUUUCUGAGCAGCUUGCCGAUGAAAAAAUGCUGUUCGCAUGCUCGUCGUGGAAUUUCCUGA
Messenger RNA from Caenorhabditis auriculariae, 9862 nucleotides. Lineage: Eukaryota; Metazoa; Nematoda; Chromadorea; Rhabditida; Rhabditidae. The record is from the annotation of a GenBank genome assembly.